GAUAUUGGGAGUGAGCCUAGAAUGGAACGAUUUGAAGUACCGCGUGGUAAGCGACCCCGAGUGCAAGUUUCAUUGGACGAUAAGGAGCGAGCCAUAGCCCGAAUCCGCUGUGGUGAAACCAAGGCCGGAAUAUCCCGCGAAUUGGGCGUUCCGGAGUCCACGGUUCGCGGUUGGGUAAAACGAGCCGAGCAGCGGUUGGCCCGAGAGACAGCUAGCCAAACGGGUACUGCCAACUAUCCCUCCAUCCUGGCCAUGACCCUGGCCAAGCCGCAAGUCACCAUCAGCACAAAAUCGUCUGUCAUAUCCAAAUCAUCAUACUCAUCGCCUCCGCUGGAUUUGAAAUCCCUAAAACGGCCCCAAAAGCGAAACAUUAAUGGUCAUCCGGUGGCACGCACCCAGAAUCCAGUCGAGGAUUCAGCAGCAACAUCCAUACCCAUCACCGUUCCGACUCCGAUGCCCCUUCCUGUGCCACCAAUUGUUUCGCCUGACAGUGAGCUACAUAUGAAUGCAUGGUUGCAUAUUUUCAAUGCAGGACUUCUGAACUUCACCCUGAUUGCCACCGCUGCGGUGCUUCAGGCGCGUUCCCGUGGUUUGGCGGAUCGCCUGCCGUUGUCGCAAAUUAUCGCGGAUUUUGUUGAUGAAGCCGGCCGUAAUGUGAAUGCCAAUGGGGGUCGGUACCUCGAGGGACAACCGGCGACCGGACACACGAGUCCCAGGCAACGCACAGUCCAAGUUUCCACGCAGGUGCAUUCGUAUCGCGGGAAGUUGAAGGCACCACCGGCUCAUAUCACCGCCGAAGAUGACGAUGACUCCUAG
This is a messenger RNA of Drosophila erecta, 816 nucleotides long. RefSeq lists its product as uncharacterized. The record is from RefSeq and is a predicted model, not a curated record. Bases 22 to 816 code for a protein of 264 amino acids. Lineage: Eukaryota; Metazoa; Arthropoda; Insecta; Diptera; Drosophilidae. Gene Ontology annotation, molecular function: DNA binding. The transcript has 2 exons.